Molecule: messenger RNA, 1104 nt
Organism: Dermacentor silvarum
Lineage: Eukaryota; Metazoa; Arthropoda; Arachnida; Ixodida; Ixodidae
Exons: 5
Coding region: 1-1050 (349 amino acids)
Source: RefSeq, a predicted model, not a curated record
AUGGAGAGGCACGAGAACGUGCCCGGAACCAAGAAGCCUCGUGUGGCCAGCCAACAGCGACAGGCAAAUAUUCUAACUGAAGCCAUGUGGAACGAUGUGCGUCGGACAUUGCCGAAAAAGAAGAAACGAGAUUUGCCAGAGGGACGCCUUCUAGUACUAGGGGGCGCAACGGUGGAAGAACGGCAUCAAGAAGUACUCAAGCUGGGGCCAAAGUUCUGCGUGGAGCCAAGGAUCGGCAUCGUCGACAGAUUAUCACUUACAAGGGACAUUGCCAGGAGUGUACCAGAGAAGGAAAAAGAACGAUGUGUGGUGGAAUGUGUGGAUGUGGUGGCCAAGGCUUCGACUUCUGUUCCACGUUCAGUUUGCGCCCUCCACGCAGCUAGCCUGUACUGGUACAAUGACGGCCUCCAGGGGGCGUACAAGCCACCACCGGCAUCUUGGGUCGACAUAGUCCCGAUGCAGGCAGACGACGAAUUGGAAGCAUACACAAUGGAUGGCGUGGAUGACGAGAUCGACCUGACUCUUUACCAACAAGCCGUUGCGGCAGCCGCCGCUCCAGCCAAAGCGGAAGUCGCUGUACGAGAGCCGUCGCAUCUUGCCGAGAGCAAGGGCACGUUAGAGCAGACGCGAUUGCAGGGCACUGGCUACAGCGAGUCGGUGUUUCCGGCAACGUCUUCCGGCGGAAACGGUUGGAUUCCCUUGGGAUCGGGUGUUCUGCACAAAACAUUUCGUACGCUUCCCAAGUACGAUCUUCAGAAGAUCGCCAGUGGAAGCAAGCUGCUCGGUCAGAUGAUCCUGAUGCGUAACUUCUCUGACACGCCAACUGCCAGUCAAGUGUCCAGCGAUGAGCGAGAAAUCGCAGCGAAGACUGUGAAAAGCACGCUGGAGAAGGACUUCGGAGGAGACGCCAAGUUCGCAUACGAGGACUACGCGUCCUUCGACGAAGGAGCGGUGCCCAGCUUGUCGCGGUCGUCCGCCACAAAAGAUCUGGACAAGACUUGGCCCCUGUGGAUUUUCAUUGCAUUUUUAGAAACAUUACCCACAACGUGAAAAGACGGUUGCAACGCCGAGCUUUGUUAAAAUGAUGCUGUAAAACUCUCUAAA